AUGGAUCUCCGGCCUGAAGAUUUCAACCACCCUUAUUCUCCGUAUGACAUCCAACUGGAGUUUAUGCGCGCCCUUUACAACUGUCUCGAGGAGCGAAAAGUUGCUAUUUUUGAAUCCCCUACUGGCGACGAGGGCGAACCAGAAUGGAUGUUGGAAUUUGCAAAGCGCGAAUCAAGCCGUGCCAUCACAGAUAAAAAGAAAGAACUUGAAGAGCGGCUAGCAAACAUAAGACAAGAAGAGGAGAAAUUGAGAGCUGCUCGUGAAAACCUUGAAAGCCACCGGAAGAGACAGAAAACUAGCACAUCAUCUACUGAUUUGGAUGUACAAAACGAGGAUUAUUUUGCGCUAGAUGACUAUGAUAGCGAAAAUGAGGACCGAAUGAUUUCAAAACAACAACCAGAGCACCCUACUGGUCUAUCCGCCAGCACCCUGGAAUUGCUGGAGCAUUUUCAAGGGAAAAUCCCGUCCCGGACCCAGGGAGAGGAUGACGGAGAUGAUUGUGUUAAGAUAUUUUAUUGCUCAAGGACACAUUCCCAACUAACCCAAUUUGUGAGCGAACUACGGCGCAUUGUUCUGCCAUCAAGCAUACCAAAAGAGCUGGAGCUAGGCUUCGUAGAAGAAGAACUUGAGGAGCGAGUUAAGCAUCUGCCUCUUGGCUCUCGCAAGAAUUUAUCACAGAUCGUGACACUUCCAUAUCCUUUGCUCCUUCAGCGAUCAGCCAGAGAAGCCCUCAAUAUUUCUGUCAAGGACCAUAUUGUUAUUAUCGACGAAGCCCAUAACUUGAUGGAUGCCAUAUCCAAUAUUCACUCAGUAACAAUCACACUUUCACAGCUGCAAACAUCUAUUAUACAAUUGACAACGUACGCGCGGAAGUUUAAGGCUCGCUUGAAAGGGAAGAACCGGAGCUAUAUUGCACAGACUAUUAGACUUGUGGGUUCAAUUGCUGAUCAUUUACGAUCUAUCCUAGUGGACACAUCGUCCUUGGAAGGCUGUGUCCAACCUUCCGAUCUCAUGACGGGAAAAGGCGUUGACCAGAUCAACCCUUAUAAACUAUGCCGGUACUUACAGGAAAGCAAGUUGGCGAGAAAAGUCGACGGAUACGCCGAGUUUUCUGCAGGAAAAGCAAAUGACCAGGCGUGGACGAAAUCUACAACGCCAGUCCUCUUCCAUGUACAGAGCUUUCUCUUACCAUUGAUGAACCUCUCAGCCGAAGGAAGACUAUUUUAUUUUAAAAGGCAGGACGAUGUCCAGUUGAAAUACAUGCUUCUUGACCCAACCAAUCAUUUCCGUGAGAUUGUCGAAGAUGCAAGAGCGGUCGUACUUGCUGGCGGAACCAUGUCUCCAAUGACCGAUUAUAUAGACCACUUAUUCUCCUAUGUUCCGACUGAACGGCUGAAUACUUUUAGCUAUGGCCAUAUUAUCCCGCCGGAGAACUUAGUCGUACAUACGUUAGGAAAUGGCGUCCUUGGUUCUGACUUCGACUUCACCUAUGAAAGCCGGAACGUCGAGAAGUUGAUUAUCGAUCUAGGGCGGACAGUAGCAGCACUCUGUCAGGUCAUCCCCGAUGGUGUCGUUGCCUUUUUUCCAAGUUUUGAUUAUUUACAUCGAGUAUUGAGCAUAUGGCAGAAACCCGUCUUAGGCGAGAACUUCAAUACUAUCUACGAUCUGAUUGAGCGCAAGAAGGCUAUUGUGCAUGAGUCACGCGAUAUGACAAUCACUAUUGAGGAGCUUCUUCUGGAUUAUGCUAAAACGAUAGAAUCGGGCCGUGGGGCUCUACUGCUAUCAGUAGUUGGUGGGAAGCUGUCGGAAGGCAUCAAUUUUUCAGACAGACUAGGACGAGGAGUGUUGAUUAUUGGGCUACCCUUUCCGAAUAUGCACAGUGCCGUAUGGCAAGCCAAAAUCCAGUACAUUGAGCAGAAAGCCUCCAUGCAAACCUCUGGCACGGACUCGAAGUCGGCCGCAAAAGCUGCGGGAAGGGAGUUUUACGAAAACUCCUGUAUGCGAGCAGUUAACCAGUGCAUUGGGCGAGCCAUCAGACAUCAGAAUGACUACGCCGCCAUUGUACUCAUUGACAAACGCACCUACGACGGCAUCCCUUCAUCGCCAAAUAUUCUUGUCGAGCUCAGCACCGUCGACAAGAUGCCUACCCGUUUCUCUAAGACAAGGAAACACCGUGGCCAUGUGUCCGCCGGUUACGGUCGCAUUGGCAAGCACCGUAAGCACCCCGGUGGUCGUGGUAUGGCUGGUGGCCAGCACCACCACCGUACCAAUCUCGACAAGUAUCACCCUGGUUACUUCGGUAAGGUCGGUAUGAGAUACUUCCACAAGACCAACCAGCAAUUCUGGAAGCCUACGAUCAACCUCGAUAAGCUGUGGUCCCUUGUUCCCACCGAGAAGCGUGAUGCCUACCUUAGCGGACAGAAGACCGACACUGCCCCCGUCAUCGACCUUCUUCCACUUGGAUACUCCAAAGUUUUGGGCAAGGGUCGUAUCCCUGAGAUUCCUAUCGUUGUCCGUGCCAGAUACUUCAGCCGGGAUGCUGAGAAGAAGAUCAAGGAGGCAGGUGGUGUUGUUGAGCUUGUUGCUUAG
Molecule: messenger RNA, 2589 nt
Organism: Aspergillus tanneri
Lineage: Eukaryota; Fungi; Ascomycota; Eurotiomycetes; Eurotiales; Aspergillaceae
Gene: chl1
Product: DNA helicase
Exons: 9
Coding region: 1-2589 (862 amino acids)
Biological process (GO): establishment of sister chromatid cohesion; nucleobase-containing compound metabolic process; translation
Cellular component (GO): ribosome; large ribosomal subunit; nucleus
Molecular function (GO): structural constituent of ribosome; hydrolase activity, acting on acid anhydrides, in phosphorus-containing anhydrides; DNA binding
Source: RefSeq, a predicted model, not a curated record